This is a messenger RNA of Laetiporus sulphureus 93-53, 1039 nucleotides long. RefSeq lists its product as uncharacterized. The record is from RefSeq and is a predicted model, not a curated record. The transcript has 4 exons. Lineage: Eukaryota; Fungi; Basidiomycota; Agaricomycetes; Polyporales; Laetiporaceae. The coding region runs from base 115 to 759 and encodes 214 amino acids.
GACCUUUUCUAUUUCUAUGGGACCAUCAAGCAGUCCAUGAGGCAUGCUUCGAGUUUGCUUCCUGAGCCUUCCUCUCUGUAACUUGGCCACGACGAUUUCUGAUACUGUACAGUUAUGAACAAGCUGAAAAAGUCCCCGCCUCAUUCUGCCAUCAGCGCUCUCGGACAGCACUCUGCUCAGGUUGCUAGCUCUAUUGCUUCCUCCUCUGCCUCGGUCGAGAGCCGUACGAUGCUCUAUGCUCGUGCACUUGUACCAGCCACGGGCAGGACGAAAGCCACUCGACCUGUCAAUGCGGCCUCCACCAUCUCUGCCGCAGUGCGCCCCAUGACUACCGCGGAACAGUACUGGGCCAUGCGUGCACUGACGGCAGAAGCGCACUUGUCCACGCGCGUAGUCCAUCAAACCGAGCUCGUCGAGCUGUCGCAGCGUGAGGAGGAAAGGCGUGCCCGCGAAGUGGACGCGUUGCGGCGUUCGCACGAGGAGACGUAUGCUCGGAUGGAGUUGCUCGUGCUGAUCCUUUUGGGCUGUCUCGUAUCAUUCGCCUUUGCGACUGUCUAUAUGAUCUCGCCUAGCCAGCAUUCCCAGUCUACGCGGUGGCCGACGCCGCACUUCACGAUACCCAUCCUAUCUCCAUUCACCUCCGUGGUCGAGCACGAGACGUCCGCGGUCAAUGCAAAGAUGACGAGUGCAUUUAUCGUCGCGUUAGCUUGCUUAGCAUAUGGCUGUUUUCGUUACUGGGUAUUGCACAUGCGGAGAUGACCACCCCAAAAAGCCUGGAGACGCCCGUACCCAUGAUCGCGGGCUGACCAUGCCGUGUCGCCAGACUCCAGACUCACUCUAAAUCCCGCACACCAGACCCCCGUCCCAGCUCAGACCGGUCUCACGACCCAGAAUACAAGGCCCGAUGGUUUUUUUUUGCUGCCAUCUGGACCGGCUGACCGCAGCGACGUCGUGUCGUUGCUGCGGAUGGCACAUAUAGCAUGGUCCUGUCCUGGUGCUGUGAGAAUUUCCGAGAAUGCUACUCUACCACACCUGUGAG